This is a messenger RNA of Phalacrocorax carbo (great cormorant), 2467 nucleotides long. The record is from RefSeq and is a predicted model, not a curated record. NCBI's taxonomy places the organism in Eukaryota, Metazoa, Chordata, Aves, Suliformes, Phalacrocoracidae.
CCGCAGCCACGCUCCCGCCCCUCACGGCGCCAAGGGGGCGGCGGCCCCCCCGGACCCCGCCGCGGUCUCCCCCGGCCCCCGCCACAGCCCGAACGCCGCGGGGAGGAGGCGGAGCGACGUGAGCGCGGGCUCACCCCGCCGCCACCGCCUCUCGCGAGAAGAGCGGCGCUUCCCCGCCCGGUACCGGCAGCCGCGGGCGGCGAUGGGGCUGUGCGGGCGGGGCUGGGCGCGCGGCGGCGGCCUGCGGCUCCCCGGGGCAUCGGGCCCGCUCUUGGCCCUGGCGCUGGGCCGGGCCCUUUCCCGGCCGGGCCGAGUUGGCGGGUGGGCGCCGCCGCGGCCGGAGGGGAGGGCUCGGUACGGCCUGUGGGCGGCGGCGGGCGGACGGGCGCCGGCCCCGCCGGGGAGCCGCGGGCUGCGGAGCUCCAACCCCUUCACCCGCGGGCAGGAGGAGGAAUGGCGGCGCCGGAACCGGUCUGCGCUGGCCUACAUCGCCGCCGCCGCGGUGGGCAUGGUGGGCAUGUCGUACGCGGCCGUGCCGCUCUACCGCCUCUACUGCCAGGCCACCGGCCUGGGCGGAACGACGGGCACCGGCCACGGCGCGGAGCGGGUCGCCAGCAUGGAGCCGGUGAGGGACCGCGUCGUCAGGGUCACUUUCAACGCGGACGUGCACUCCAGCAUCCAGUGGAGCUUCAGGCCGCAGCAGAGUGAGAUCUACGUGGUACCAGGAGAGACUGCACUGGCAUUUUAUAAAGCAAAAAAUCCUACUGACAAACCCAUAAUUGGAAUCUCCACCUACAAUGUAAUACCCUUUGAAGCGGGACAGUAUUUCAACAAAAUACAAUGUUUCUGUUUUGAAGAACAGCGGCUAAAUCCUCAAGAGGAAGUGGACAUGCCUGUCUUUUUCUACAUUGAUCCAGAAUUUGCAGAGGACCCUAAAAUGGCUAAAGUUGAUCUGAUCACCCUCUCUUACACCUUUUUUGAAGCAAAGGAAGGACAGAAGUUACCACUUCCUGGAUAUCAGUAAAGGGCAAUCUCUACACCAUUUGACUUCUGCUACCUGACUGCCAGUUUUGAAACCAUUUUUCCAUGGAAGGAAAAACUGCAGGAGUACGGUACAAUAUGAAAUUAUAUUAUUAAACCACUGUGGGCACAUGCUGCUGUUAGGAAAGGAUGUAUUUCUGUUUAAAAGAAAAAAAAAAACAACAAACCCCAACAACUUAUGUAGUUGGAAUAUUAUUUCUUAGGGAUAGUAUUUCUUCAUCAGACAAUAGAAGGGAACACAGUGUUCCUGGGUGAGAGAGGGUUUUCUCAAGCUAUCUUUUUAUAAGAUGAUACAUGUUACCUGAAUACGGCGAGGCAAAUUUUUAAUUGCAAGUGUAAAUUGAGAUCUUCAUUUAAAUACAGAGGAACAAAUCCAUUUAAUAAGCAUCUAAAAUUGCAUUGCUGGCUCUGAAGAAUAACUUCCAUGUAAGUUACUUUAUAAAAAGGUAAAAACAGGUAAUCAGUUCAUGAAAUUGCAAAACUAAGCAAAGUUAGACUGUGUUGCUGUGUAGCCUUCCCAUGGCACAGGAGCAUAAGAUGAUUCAGAUGAUUAUGCACCCUCUUGAAUUAUUACUGAAUCAGUAGUUCGUCUGGUAAGAGCAGACUGCUCUCAAACUGUUAUCAUUUGAAUGAGGGACAGUAACUUAAGUGUAAGCACGUCAAAUCCAUGGUAUGGUUUCCAUUUGGAAAUAACCAUCUUCAAAUUUCAAUGUUGCGUUCAGCUCAUUUAAAGUGUCUGUACUGCUAACGACUGCUCUUUCACGCUGCAGAGGGCUGUACACUGGGCACCUCCACACAGAGACAAGCUCGGCUUAUGUAUGAAAGGCGCUGAAAGGAAAGGCAGUACAGAAGCAACUGCUCUAAACUGCAGGCUGAGUUAAUAGCAUAGGAGUCUCCUCAAAAACCAGAAGGAAACCAGCCCCAUUCAGAGGUUAAGUCCGACAAAGCCUGCCCAGCAGCGAAUCAGUUGUUCAGAGGUACUCCUAGGUACUCUGUUUACCAUCAGAACACGUAAGCCUGUAUUUAUGUAACUUUUGGUCAUUAUCUGUGGGGUAGGGAUAAUAACACUUUAUCAUAGCUUUGCAAAUGAGGAGCGAGUUGCAGAGCAAGUUUAAGUGACCUACUCAUUUUCAGACAGGAAUUAAGCUCGACCCAGUAUCUCAUCUGCUAGGCCAGUCCUUGCUACCCCUUUCAGCAGAUGAGAUCUAACAAAGACUAAUGUUCGUUUGUUUGGACUCAGAAAUAACUGUCAGUUACUCUAGGCUCAAUGAUGUUUGCAUACCAUAAAUUUAAAAGUGCUUUUUUGAAAAUAAAUGGAUGCUGCCUUUAAAAUGCAUUAUUGUACCAGUUAUAUGUGGGGUUUAGUUUCUGGAUGACAUUCAUGUCAGGUCUUAAACUGUAUUUAUUAAAGUUUUAAAAUUUUUCA